UCUUCUCAUAAUUCAUCAUUCAAGAUUGUUUUCUCUCCUAGAUAUGUUGUUCUUGUGUCUCUCAAUGGAAGGUCACAUACUCUCACAUGAGAAAGUGAUGGACCAUUUCUCUCUCAAUUCAAUAAUGGGGGUUGGAGAAAACUUCAACUAACACCCUCUUGAUGGGUAGGCAUGUCCAACCAAAGUGGGUCCCUGAUAGAAACUUUCUCUCGCCUGGUUCAUAGAAGCUUAGCUACUAAUAUCUCAAAAUAUGAGCAGAAAUUGUAAGUUACAUGAAGGAUGAACAGCAUAAAAGCAAGAAUCAAUUAAACAGCUUUUCUCUAGCAAACAGCAUAACAAGAAAGUAACAGAGACAUAAGAAAGGGAAUCAAAAAUGAAAAUUAGUGGACAGCCUCCUAAAGACAAAAUGUGGUGAUUAUUAACAGUGUUUUGCAGGAGAAUUUAUGGAGGUGAAAAGAGAGAAGUGUGCAUGAAUGGAUAAGUAAGGAAGGCCCAGUACAACUCCAACUGCCCUCGUCAGGGGUUCCUUGGAGUAGCAUUAAAGACUGAAAUGCAUGUUCUUCCUUACACAGUACCUACACCUCCCUAAAAUAAAUGUUCUUUUUUUUUUCUUUUUUUUUUUCUGAAAAAGAAUGGAGCAAAAAUGAACCAGAUUUAUAAGCAGAAAGUUAGAUAUUGAUGCUUUGAUGAUUUCUGGUUGAAGAACAUGGGCUCUUCUUAUCAGAUUCUCCACAUCAUCUUCCUCAUUAUAACCAUUUUCAUGUUCUUAUCAUUACGAAGUACCCACAUUUUUAUUGCUGAUGCUUCAUUGGUUGCAGCAGAGUACUUCAAAGUUCACAGCCUACAAAAGUUGGAUUUCAGGGAGGAAAGUGAAGAUGGUAAUGAGAAGCAGAUUGAGAAAGUUUCAGGAAAGGACGAGAAUGACAAAAAAGAAACUUUGAUUGUGCAAAAAUUCAGGGCUUUACUUGGAUUGAAAAGCUACAAAACAAGAAGCCCACCAAGUGAAUUUGUGUCACCAGCACCAUCUCCUUCACCCAUCAUGGAAGCUGAGGCUCCACCUCCUGUUUCUGUGUUGCCAAUCCAAGUACACUCCCAUCCUCCACCACAUCACUCAAAUUCAAUCCCACCAGCGCACAGCACUCUAAUGAAGCACAGGGAUGAUGGCAAAUUUAGAAUAAUUCUAGCAGCAAUUCUUGUGUCAGCAGGAGUUGCCUUCAUUGUCUGCGUUCUUGGGCUUAUCUGGGUCUCUGGAAAAUUCAAAAAGAACAAAAGAAUAUCUGCAAGACUGAUGUCGGUCUACAAGAAAAAGGGAAGAACCAUCGGUAAAUCUAAGUAUAUAUUUUCCCAAAAGUCAGCAAGAAAGGUGAGCUUAAAUCCUGGCCUUGAUCUAUUGUAUCUCAAUUCAUUAGAAAGAGAUUUAGAGCAACAUAAUACUUGCCUUAAACAAACUACUGAAGCAUUAGAUACAUCAUCAAAUCAUAGCAUGCCAAAAUGUGCAUUUCACGAGGGGAAGGAAUCAAACCAAGAAUUGAUAAUAAAAUCAGAAUUUGACAAUUCUAGUAGUUCUUCCACAAGGGAAAUCAUGUCUGUUCAUGGGGAUGUAGAAUCUCUUAAGUAUGAAUCUGAUGGUGGAAAUUUUUUCCCCGAGGAUGAAGUUAUUCCCAUUGAAGGCCAUUCCUCUGAUGAUGAAUCUUUUCAUUCUUUUGUUGAUUCACAUUCAUCUCAUAUCAGGUUUUCCAAUGCUUCAGCUGGCAGUCUUAGUGACAUGUCAGAAAUAUCCCAUUCAAUUGUGACUAUGACACCACCAUCUCCUCUAACUUCUUCCAAAAAAUUAGACAUUCCACAAGCAACUUCAGAAUGCAUCUCAACUCCUGCUUUGAAUUUACAAGCAAAUUUUCCUCAAUCUCCAGAAAUUUUCAGAGCAGAAAAUCUGACAGUUUCAUCUCCUUUAGAUUCUGAUGAGAAUUUUGCACCUCCAUCCCCACCUCCACCUCCGCCUCGACCUGCCUUGACACCAAGUAUGCGCUUCCUUCCUUCGCGCACACCUUCGUGGUCUACCAGAAAUACAGAUAAAGCUUCAUGUUCUUCUCCUUUGACAAAUUUAUCAUCUCCUAGGAAGUCAGAUUCUUCUUCAGGAUCAAACCAGAAAUCUCAAAAUGACUUGCUGUCAUCACCCCAGAAAUCUCCCGAGACUUCACAAGCUCGAUCGAGCAUCCCUCUUCCACCAUGCCCACCUCCAUUUCUACCAGGAAAUACUAGCUUUGCCAAAGGCCCACCUCCUCCACCAUGCCCACCUCCACCUCCUUUUAUUCAAGGAAAUAGUACCUCUUCCAAAGGUCCGCCGCCUCUACCUUGUCCACCUCCAUUUAUUCAAGGAAACAGUAGCUCGUCCAAAGGUCCGCCUCCUCCACCUUGCCCACCUCCAUUUAUAAAAGGAAAUAGUAGCUCUACCAAAGGCCCACCUCCUCCGCCAUCUCAACUUCCUCAACAUGCACAAUUUGGAAAAGAUGGAGCUCCCCUUCCAAAAUUAAAGCCUCUUCAUUGGGACAAAGUUAGAGCUGCACCAGAUCGUAGUAUGGUGUGGGACAAGAUAAGAUCAAGCUCAUUCGAGUUAGAUGAGGAGAUGAUUGAAUCUCUUUUUGGAUACAACUUAAAAGGUACAAUGAAGAAUGAUGAAGCAAAGAGCAAAACCCCCUCUCCAAGCAAGCAUGUCCUAGAGCCAAAGAGACUACAGAAUUUAACCAUACUCUCAAAAGCCUUGAAUGCAAAUCCUGAGCAAGUAUGCGAAGCCCUAGUAAGAGGGGAUGGCUUGUGUUUACAACAACUAGAGGCACUUGCAAAGAUGGUACCCACCAAGGAAGAAGAGGCUAAGCUUGCAGAGUAUAAAGGAGAUAUCAAUGAAUUGGGUUUCAUAGAAAAGUUUGUUAAAGUAGCGCUUACCAUACCAUUUUCCUUUCUAAGAGUUGAAGCAAUGCUUUAUAGAGAAAAUUUUGAAGAUGAGGUGGUUCAUCUGAGAAACUCUUUCUCAAUGCUGGAGGAGGCCUGCAAAGAACUCAGGUCAAGUAGGCUCUUCUUGAAAUUACUGGAAGCAGUACUCAAAACAGGCAAUCGUAUGAACGUUGGAACAAUUAGAGGAGGUGCUAGAGCAUUCAAGCUUGAUGCCCUGCUUAAGCUUGCUGAUGUCAAGGGAACAGAUGGGAAAACCACCUUACUCCAUUUUGUAGUCCAAGAAAUAAUUCGGUCAGAAGGGAUUCGAGUAUCAGACAGUAUUAUGGGAAGGAUCAAUCAGAAGAACAAAAGCAAGACCAUUGAAGAACGAGAAGAAGAUUACAGAAGAAUGGGUCUAGAGCUUGUGUCAGGUCUAAGUACAGAACUCUACAAUGUCAAGAAAACAGCUACAAUUGACCUGGAUGUUCUUGCGAGCUCAGUCUCAAACCUUUCAGAUGGAAUGGCUAAAUUGAAAAAUCUAAUACUCAAGGACUUGUUGACAGAUGAAAAGAGUGGAAACUUCGUUCAUUCAAUGAAAACAUUCCUAAAUUAUGCAGAAAGGAAUCUGAAGGAGUUGCAGCAAGAUGAACAUAGAGUCCUAUUACAUGUUAGAGAAAUUACCGAGUACUUUCAUGGAGAUGUGAGCAAAGAAGAAGCUAACCCACUUCGCAUAUUUGUGAUUGUUAGAGACUUUCUGGGGAUGUUAGAUCAUGUGUGUAAGGAGCUUAGGAGCCUUAAAGUCCCCAAAAGUCCAAACCCACUUGCUCCAUUUCGGUAGAUUGGAUUGCUAAUUGGUGUGUUUAUAUCAAAUCACCAACUAAAAAUGAAAGCUUUUUUUCUCUUUUUGAAUUUUCAUGUAGAGUUUUGGCUUGUUUA
Molecule: messenger RNA, 3864 nt
Organism: Hevea brasiliensis (rubber tree)
Lineage: Eukaryota; Viridiplantae; Streptophyta; Magnoliopsida; Malpighiales; Euphorbiaceae
Product: formin-like protein 11
Exons: 4
Coding region: 707-3766 (1019 amino acids)
Biological process (GO): actin nucleation; actin cytoskeleton organization
Molecular function (GO): actin filament binding
Source: RefSeq, a predicted model, not a curated record